AUGGCCAUGAAAACAUCUUUCUCCCACUCUCUUCUGCUUGUAUUGGCAGUCUUUCUUUCUUCCAGUGCAGUUGCAACAUCCACCUUCGGAGAAGCAGAUGCUCUAAUGAAAUGGAAAGACAGCCUCCUGCAGUCACAAUCUCUCCAUUCAUGGUUUCUUCCUUCUACUAAUGCUAGUACCAUGACAAUCUCACCAUGCAAAUGGAUUGGGAUCUCCUGCAACAGCCUCGGAAGCGUGACAGAGAUAAGCUUACCCAAUGCCGGCUUGUUAGGUAAGCUAGAUAACUUGAGCUUCCCCUCAUUUCCAAAUCUCCUCCAUCUUAAUCUCAGUGGCAAUGCCAUCACUGGAAACAUCCCAGCUCAUAUCAGCUCUCUUUCAAAACUUUCCUCCCUUGAUCUCUCCAUGAAUUCUCUCUCUGGCAUUUUACCUCUUUCACUGUCUAACCUCACUAACAUUUCAGAGAUUGACAUUUCAUCAAAUGAAAUGAUAGGUGAACUAGUUCCAAGUUUCUUCACCAACUGGACCAAACUCAUCUCCCUUCAGUUCCAGAACAAUCAACUCACUGGGAAAAUUCCAUCUCAAAUCGGCCUGCUUAAACAUCUCCAGAUCCUAAGCCUUUGGGGAAAUAAAAUCAGUGGUUCAAUACCUCUUGAAAUAGGGAAUCUGCACAAUCUGACUUCGUUAAUUUUAUGCAAAAACUAUCUUACCGGGCCAAUUCCUCCAUCAUUAGGUGACUUGACCAGGCUCACGAUCCUCUGCCUCUUUGACAAUCAAAUUUCUGGUUCAAUUCCCACACAAUUUGGGAAUCUCAAGAAUUUGGUUGAGUUGGUGUUGUACAAUAACAAUUUAACUGGUCCAAUCCCUCCCGCUUUAGGUAAUUUGAGAAACCUUACACUUUUGUACCUCUACAACAAUCAAUUUUCUGGUUCAAUUCCCACACAAUUAGGGAAUCUAAAGAAUUUGGUUGAGCUGGCACUGUCCAAUAACAGUCUAACUGGUCCAAUCCCUCCUACUUCAGGUAAUUUGAGAAACCUUAAAUUCUUGUACCUCGACAGCAAUCAAAUUUCUGGUUCAAUUCCUCCAGAAGUUGGGAAUUUAAUCAAACUCAACGAGCUAAGCCUGUAUAAUAACCUUCUAAAAGGUUCUAUCCCUACCACUUUCGGAAAUUUGACCAGCCUUGUUAUUUUGUCCCUUGGUUACAAUCAAUUAUCUGGUUCCUUGCCUCAAGAAAUGACAAACAUGACAAAUCUUUCUGCACUCUACCUGGGCGGCAACAACUUCUCUGGGUAUUUACCACAGUUAUGCCAGGGUGGAUCUCUUAAAGCAUUCACAGCUUUUGACAACCAUUUCAUUGGUGAGAUCCCGAAAAGCAUCGGAAAUUGCACUAGAUUAACUAGAGUGCGGCUUGAAGGAAACCAGCUCACUGGAAAUGUAUCGGAAGCCUUCGGUGUAUAUCCACAUCUCACAUUCAUUGAUGUUAGCAACAACAGGUUGUUUGGUGAACUCUCACCAAACUGGGGAGAAUGGCAAAACUUGACAAUGCUUCAAUUCUCUGGGAACAUGAUCACUGGUACAAUUCCUCCUGAGAUUGGGCAGUUGACGCAGCUAGGAGUGCUUGGUCUUUCUUCAAACUAUCUGGUAGGGGAGAUUCCAAAGGAACUGGGGAGGCUGACUUCUUUGUUCAACUUAAGUUUAAAUGAUAACCAGCUUUCUGGUCCGGUGCCACAAGAAAUUGGAAAACUAUCCAAUUUGGAGCAUUCCAUUCCAAAUUGGCAAUCUGAUACACUUACAGUUGCAUUAGACCUUAGCCAUAACUCGCUAAAUGGAGAGAUAUCACCACAACUUGGGAAAUUGCAAAUGCUGGAAAUGUUAAACCUCUCCCACAACAUGUUGUCUGGCUCAAUUCCGAAAUCUUUUGAAGACAUUGUGGAAGUAACAGAGAGUUUUGACGACAUAUACUGCAUCGGAAUUGGAGGGUAUGGGAAAGUUUAUAAAGCAAAUCUCCAAACAGGCCAGGUAGUAGCUGUGAAGAAACUUCACUCACUCGAAGGUGGGGAACAAUUUGAUCAAAGAAGUUUUAGAAAUGAAGUACGAGUAUUAAGAGAAGUCCGUUAUCGCAACAUUGUGAAGCUUUAUGGCUUUUGUUCCCAUGCUCGAUGCUCAUUUCUAGUUUAUGAAUACAUGGAAAGGGAAAGUUUGGCAAGCAUCCUAAGCAAUGACGAAGGAGCAAUACAGUUGGAUUGGACUACUAGGGUGAAGGUUAUUAAAGGUGUGGCCCAUGCUUUAUCUUACAUGCACCAUGAUUGCACCCCGCCAAUUGUCCAUCGAGACCUAUCAAGCAACAAUGUUCUGUUGAAUUCGGAACUUGAGGCUAGUGUCUCUGACUUCGGCAUUGCACGGUUGUUGAUACCUGAUUCAUCCAAUUGGACUACGCUUGCAGGAACUUACGGAUACAUUGCUCCAGAGCUUGCAUAUACCAUGAGGGUGACUGAAAAAUGCGACGUAUACAGCUUUGGUGUUGUGGCAAUUGAAGUGAUGAUGGGAAGGCAUCCUGGGGAGCUCAUCUCCUCUUUAACGUCACCUAAUAGACAAGACAAACUGCUGAAGGAUACAUUGGACCAACGUCUCUUGGAUCCGAUGGUUGAGGUUGAACAGGAAGUUGUAUUUACGGUGUCCAUGGCACUUGCUUGCAUUAAGUCAAAUCCAGACUCUCGGCCAACCAUGCAUCACGUGGCUCAGGAGCUAUCUGUUGGUGGGCCUUCUUUCUCUCUAGAACCAUUCAAUGCACUUACAUUAUGUCAACUGAUGGAUCUGAAGGUAUAAUUGAGUGGAUGAAAAUCCCUCAGGUUGUGGGUGUGUAGUGUCAAGAACAUUAUUAUUAUGUGUGUAUAUUGUGUAAAAAUCAUCAAGAACAGAGAUGGUAUUUUCCCUAUUAUGCUAUGUACAUAGUUCAGUGGGUGGGGUCGAUGUUUAUCUAAAAUGUCGAUUGCUAGUAUUGGUUAUCAAAAUAAAAUGUAAUAAAUGUAGGUUGAAAAAAUAAAGAUGUUUCCUUGUGGCGUGCUUAUU
Messenger RNA from Magnolia sinica, 3066 nucleotides. Its product is annotated as probable leucine-rich repeat receptor-like protein kinase At1g35710. Bases 1 to 2823 code for a protein of 940 amino acids. Gene Ontology annotation, cellular component: plasma membrane. The record is from RefSeq and is a predicted model, not a curated record. Gene Ontology annotation, molecular function: protein kinase activity; protein binding; ATP binding. Gene Ontology annotation, biological process: hormone-mediated signaling pathway; protein phosphorylation. Lineage: Eukaryota; Viridiplantae; Streptophyta; Magnoliopsida; Magnoliales; Magnoliaceae. The transcript is spliced from 4 exons.